CCGCAGCGGACGCAGCCAGCCUAGCACUCCGCGGGAGUUUCCAUGGCGACCGAGGCCGGGACCGCGCGGCCUGGAAGCGUUGCCAUGGAGACGACUCGGGAGCUGGGGCUCCAGAGCCCCGGCACAUCGCCGGCUCAGAAGCCCGCGGAACCUCUGUGCGGGGCCGGUGCCGCGGUGGCGGCGGCGCGCUGGGACCUGCGGAAAUACUCCAUGCUCAUCGUGAUCGGCGAUAUUGGUACAGAGAGUCAGCUGAGGGCCGUGCGGGCCCACCUUGAACAAGGGAUUCUCUCCUGGAACAUUGACUUAUCGUCCUUUGACUUGGACCAACAGUUGAAACUCUUCAUUACUCGGCACCUAGCUCACUUCUCCUCAGAGGUCAAAGGCCAGAGGACCCUCUGCCACAAGAGUGACACCCUAGAGAGCACCAUCCUAGUCAACCCGAGUGCAGACAGCAUCAGCUCAGAGGUGCACCAUCUUCUUAGUAGCCCAUCAGCACACAAACUUCUGAUCUUGAGUGGACAAACUUUAGAGCCGGAGGGAGACCUUAUCCUACAGAGUGGUACCUAUUCCUAUCAAAACUUUGCCCGGGUCCUUCACAAUCCUGAGAUUGCCCAAUUGCUCAGCAAUAGAGACCCUGGGAUCCAGGCCUUCCUUACUGUUUCCUGCUUAGGGGAGGGUGAGUGGAGCCACCUGGGAUUGUCCAGUUGCCAAGAGACCUUGCGCCUCCAGCUAAAUCCUGAGCCUGUGUUGCCCACCAUGGAUGGUGUGGCCGAGUUCUCCGAGUAUGUCUCUGAGACCGUGGACGUGCCCUCCCCGUUUGACCUGCUUGAACCCCCGACCUCGGGAGGCUUCCUCAAGCUCUCCAAGCCUUGCUGCUACAUCUUCCCUGGCGGCCGCGGGGACUCCGCUCUCUUUGCUGUCAACGGCUUUAACAUCCUGGUGGAUGGGGGCUCGGACCGCAAGUCCUGCUUCUGGAAGCUGGUGCGGCACCUGGACCGCAUCGACUCCGUGCUGCUCACACACAUCGGGGCUGACAAUCUGCCGGGCAUCAACGGGCUCCUGCAGCGCAAGGUGGCAGAGCUGGAGGAGGAGCAGUCCCAGGGCUCCAGCAGCUACAGCGACUGGGUGAAGAACCUCAUCUCCCCUGAGCUUGGAGUUGUGUUCUUCAACGUGCCCGAUAAGCUUCGGCUGCCUGACACCUCCCGGAAGGCCAAGCGCAGCAUUGAGGAGGCCUGUCUCACUCUUCAGUACCUGAACCGCCUAGGCAUCCAGGCCGAGCCUCUCUAUCGUGUCGUCAGCAACACCAUUGAGCCACUGACCCUCUUCCACAAAAUGGGUGUGGGUCGGCUGGACAUGUAUGUCCUCAACCCUGUCAAGGACAGUAAGGAGAUGCAGUUCCUCAUGCAGAAGUGGUCGGGCAAUAGUAAAGCCAAGACAGGCAUCGUGCUGGCCAAUGGGAAGGAGGCAGAGAUCUCCGUCCCCUACCUGACCUCCAUCACAGCUCUGGUGGUCUGGCUCCCAGCCAACCCGACUGAGAAGAUUGUGCGUGUGCUUUUCCCAGGAAAUGCUCCCCAGAACAAGAUCUUGGAGGGCCUGGAAAAGCUUCGGCACCUGGACUUCCUGCGAUACCCUGUGGCAACACAAAAGGACCUGGCUGCUGGGGCUGUGCCUACCAACCUGAAACCCAGCAAAAUCAAACAUCGGGCUGACAGCAAGGAGAGCCUUAAAGCUGCUCCCAAGACAGCUGUGAGCAAGCUGGCCAAACGGGAGGAAGUGUUAGAAGAGGGAGCCAAGGAGGCCCGCUCAGAGCUGGCCAAGGAGUUAGCCAAGACGGAAAAGAAAGGAAAAGAACAGUCUGAGAAGCCCCCAGAAAAACCCUCCAAGCCGGAGAGGGUAAGGACAGAGUCGAGUGAAGCGCUGAAGGCUGAGAAGCGAAAGCUGAUCAAGGACAAAGUGGGGAAGAAGCACCUGAAAGAAAAGAUCUCCAAGCUGGAGGAGAAAAAGGACAAGGAGAAAAAGGAGAUCAAGAAGGAAAGGAAGGAACUCAAGAAGGAGGAUGGAAGGAAGGAAGAGAAAAAGGAUGCCAAGAAGGAUGAAAAGAGAAAAGAUACCAAACCUGAAGUAAAGAAAUUCUCCAAACCAGACCUGAAGCCUUUUACCCCUGAGGUCCGUAAGACCCUCUAUAAAGCCAAGGCCCCUGGGAGGAUCAAGAUGGACAAAGGCCGAGCUGCCCGUGGGGAAAAAGAGUUGUCUUCUGAGCCCCGGACUCCCCCAGCCCAGAAAGGGGCUGCGCCAGCCCCACCUGUCAGUACACACAGAGAGUCAGCCUUGUCCUCACCAGAGGACCUCACGCAGGACUUUGAGGAGUUGAAGCGUGAGGAGAGAGGUUUGCUGGCUGAACAAAGGGACACAGGCGAGAAACCACUUCUUGUAGAUACUACAGAGAUACUACAGGGGUCCCCAAGCACGGCCAUCCAGGCAGCACAACCCUCCGUCCCAGGACUUGAGCAAGAAGAACAAGUGAUAAGGGAGAACGAGGUUGUCCCAGACCUUCCCAAGGAUACAGGGAAAGCCCCAGACUCAGGGGCUGAGACAGAGAAAGAGAAAGAAACCUGGGAGGAAAAGAAGCAGAGAGAGGCAGAGAAGAUCCCAGAAAGCACUGAGGCCAGGGACGAGAGUGAACCUGAGGUAAAGGAGGAUGUGAUAGAAAAGGCUGAGUUAGAAGAAAUGGAGGAGGCUCACCCAUCAGAUGAGGAUGAGGAAGAGACAAAGGCUGAGAGUUUUUAUCAAAAACAUAUGCAGGAGGCCUUAAAGGUAAUCCCAAAGGGCAGAGAUACUCUCGGGGGCCGGGAACUGGGAUCCCAGGGCAAGGUGCCUGAGAAGGAGACGUCAUCAUUCCUAAGCAGCUUGGCCACACCUGCUGGAGCCACUGAGCAUGUCUCCUACAUUCAGGACGAGACAAUCCCGGGAUACUCAGAGACUGAGCAGACCAUCUCAGACGAGGAGAUCCAUGACGAGCCAGACGAACGCCCAGCCCCGCCCAGAUUUCCUACAAGUACCUAUGACCUCUCUGGGCCUGAAGGUCCUGGUCCCUUUGAAGCCAGCCAGGCGGCAGACAGCACUGUUCUCGCCACCUCUAGCAAAACUUACGGGGCACCUGAGACUGAACUCACCUAUCCCCCUAACAUGGUCGCUGCCCCUUUGGCCGAAGAGGAACACGUGUCUUCUGCCACAUCCAUCACUGAAUGCGACAAGCUCUCUUCCUUUGCCACAUCGGUGGCGGAGGACCAGUCUGCGGCUUCACUCACAGCUCCCCAGACAGAGGAGACAGGCAAGAGCUCCUUGCUGCUCGACACGGUCACAAGUAUCCCCUCUUCCCGCACCGAGGCCACUCAGGGCUUGGACUAUGUGCCAUCAGCUGGCACCAUCUCACCCACCUCUUCACUGGAAGAAGAUAAGGGCUUCAAGUCCCCGCCCUGUGAGGAUUUCUCCGUGCCCGGCGAGUCAGAGAAGAAAGGAGAGGCUGUCGGGAGAGGCUUGACUGAGGAGAAGGCUGUGGGAAAGGAAGAGAAAAAUGUAACAGCAUCCGAGAAACUGUCCAGUCAGUAUGCUGCCAUGUUUGGUGCCCCUGGACAUGCCCUACACCCAGGGGAAGCAGCCCUUGGAGAAGUGGAGGAACGGUGCCUCAGCCCAGAUGACAGCACAGUGAAGAUGGCAUCUCCUCCACCAUCUGGCCCACCCAGUGCCACCCACACACCCUUUCAUCAGUCCCCAGUGGAAGAACAGUCUGAGCCUCAAGACUUUCAAGAAGAAUCCUGGGGAGACACAAAGCAUACUCCAGGUGUGGUCAAGGAACAUGCUGAAGAGCAGACAGUCAAGCCAGGGCCUGAGGAGGGCAUACUAGAAGAGGGGAAAGCACCUCUUUCCAGGAGCCCCCAAGCCCAGGAUGCUCCUGUCAGCAUUGUUGGGGGUCAGAGCCCCCAAGCCCAGGAUGCUCCUGUCAGCAUUGUUGGGGGUCAGAGCCCCCAAGCCCAGGAUGCUCCUGUCAGCAUUGUUGGGGGUCAGAGCCCCCAAGCCCAGGAUGCUCCUGUCAGCAUUGUCGGGGGUCACGCUGGCUGCACCAUUCAGCUGUUGCCAGAACAAGACAAAGCAGUAGUGUUUGAGACUGGAGAGGCAGGUCCAAUUUUAGGAGCAGGAACCCUUCCUGGAGAAGCCAGUGCACUGCUUGAAGAACCUGGUAAAUCUCAGAGAGAUGACGUACUUCGGUUCACUGAUCAAAGCCUUUCCCCUGAAGAUGCAGAGUCCCUGUCUGUCCUCAGUGUAGUCUCCCCAGACACUGCCAAACAAGAAGCCACGUCCAGGUCUCCCUGUAGCCUGAAAGAGCAGCAUCUACACAAAGACCUUUGGCCAAUGGUAUCCCCAGAGGACACCCAGUCACUUUCUUUCUCAGAAGAGAGUCCUAGCAAGGAGACCUCUCUGGAUAUCUCUUCUAAGCAGCUCUCUCCAGAAAGCCUCGGCACCCUCCAGUUUGGAGAACUAAGCCUAGGAAAGGAAGAAAAGGGGCCUUUGAUGAAGGCUGAAGACAUCUCUUGCCACCUGGCUCCUGUGUCUAUUCCAGAGCCCCUUGUUGCUGCAGUGUCACCUCCCACAGAGGAGGCUGCUGGAGAGGCAAAUGUCACAGAUGAGAGCCCUGCUGGAAAAUUACCUGGUAGUCCUUUCUCUCACUCUCCACCAUCAGGUGAUAAGAGAGCCUCACCUGGGUCUGAGGUCAUGGGCCCUGCUGGACAUGCUAUGACAUCUGAUAGCUCCCUCACCAAGAGUCCUGAGUCUUUGUCAAGUCCUGCCAUGGAGGACCUUGCCAUGGAAUGGGAAAGUAAAGCUCCAGGGCUGAAAGACAGAACUGCCGAGCAAAAGGAAAAGGAACUCGGGAUGAAAGAUGAGACCCUCCAGCAGGGCCAGAUUCUGCAGGAGAGGGUUGCUGCUGUCGAGCAGGAUUCAGUCGCGCAUCGGAAAGACGGGGCUCUAGAUGAAAAAAGCAAGCCUGGAGAACAGCAGGGUGAGACUUCAGGACAGAAAGGCAGAGGCUUGGACCAACAGGAUGUGGCUGUAGAGCUGGACAAGGGUCCCGAACCCAAAGACAAAGACUUAGAGCGAGAGGACCAGGCCUCAGAACAAAAGGGCACAGACCUGCGAAAGACCCAAACCACUGAGCCAGAAGCUAGAGAGCAAAAGCACAGAGAGUUAGGAAAAAUAGACAAGGUCGUAGAGCUGAAAGAUAAGACCCCACAAGAGAAAGACAGAAUAUUAGAACAGAAAGGCAAGACUCCAGAGCACAUCAUCCCUGAACCAACACAGACACAGAGAGCUCCUGAACAGAAAAGCGAGGCUAAUAAAGAACAGAAGGAUGAGGCCUCAGAAGAGAAAGGCAAGGUCUUAGAACAAAAAGACUGGGCCCUUGGGAAGCAGGGUGCUGCCCUGGACCAAGAGAGCAGGGUUGCUGAACAGAAAGAUGGGACCCUAAAAGAAGACAAGGAGCAGAAGAGCUCUUUCCUGGAAGAUAAAACCACAACACUGAAAGAGACAAUCCUUGAUCAGAAGACUCCAGAAAAGGCCAAGGCUGUGGAGCAGCAGGAUGAAACUGCCCUGGAGAAGACCAGAGCUUUGGGGCUGGAAGAGAGCCCAGUACAGAGAGGCAAGGCUCAAGAGCAGGAGGAGAAAUACUGGAAGGAGGAAGAGGAGGAGGAGGAGGAUGUGGGCCAUAGAUGGCGAGAAACAUCUCCAGACAGAGAAGAGCCAGUUGGAGGACAGAAAGAGCCUGUUCCAGCCUGGGAGGGUAAGUCUCCUGAGCAAGAAGUCAGGUAUUGGAGGGACAGAGAAAUAAGCCUGCAGCAGGAUGCAUACUGGAGGGAGCUAAGCUGCGAGAGGAAGGUCUGGUUUCCUCACGAGCUAGAUGGCCAAGGAGCCCGUCCACGGUACUCUGAGGAACGUGAAAGUACUUUUCUUGAUGAGGGGGCAGAGGAACAAGAAGCAAGCUCAUUGCAGCAUACUCCCCGGAGUCCCUGGGCCUCAGAUUUCAAGGAUUUCCAGGAGCCCCUGCCCCAGAAGGGGCUGGAGGUGGAGCGCUGGCUUGCUGAGUCGCCAGUUGGCCUGCCACCAGAUGAAGAGGACAAGCUGACUCGCUCCCCCUUUGAGAUCAUCUCCCCUCCAUCCUCUCCACCUGAGAUGACUGGACAGAGGGUUCCUCCAGCCCCAGGACAAGAAAGUCCUGUCCCAGACACUAAGCCUGCACCACCUCUGAGGAAUGAACCUACCACCCCUUCCUGGCUAGCUGAGAUCCCACCGUGGGUACCCAAGGAUAGACCCCUGCCUCCUGCACCCCUCACUCCAGCUCCAGCUCCCCCGACACCUGCCCCAGAACCACACACCCCUGUGCCCUUCUCCUGGGGCACAGCCGAGUAUGACAGUGUGGUGGCUGCGGUACAAGAGGGGGCAGCUGAGUUGGAAGGUGGGCCGUACUCCCCCCUGGGGAAGGACUAUCGCAAAGCUGAAGGGGAAAGGGAAGGGGAGGGUGGGGCUGGGGCUCCUGACAGCGGCACCUUCGGUUCAAAAGUCCCAGAGGCUAGCAGCACUACCAGGGAUACUGAGGAGACCGAACCGGAGCAGAGGGAGCCCACGCCCUACCCCGAUGAGAGAAGUUUUCAGUAUGCAGACAUCUACGAGCAGAUGAUGCUUACUGGGCUGGGCCCUGCUUGCCCCACUAGGGAGCCGCCACUGGGGGCACCCGGGGAUUGGCCCCCACGCCUCUCAACCAAGGAGGAGGCUGUUGGCCGCCAUACGCCCUCAGAAAAGGAGCCUUCCUCUCCUGUCUCACCUAAACGCUUACAAUAUGACACUCCAUCUUUCAGCUAUGCAGCUCUGGCAGGACCCACUGUACCUCCCAGGCAAGAGCCAGCCCCCAACGUGGAGUCCAGCCUCACCCCUCCGGCAGUGCCCCCUCGUGCCCCUAUCUCCCUCAGCAAAGACCCAAGCCCCCCUCUUAAUGGAAGCACAGUGAGCUGUAGCCCAGACAGGAGGACCCCAUCCCCAAAAGAACUGGGCCGGGGUCACUGGAAUGACGGUACUAGUGACUCAGACCUGGAGAAGGGGGCUCGGGAACAGCCAGAGAAAGAAGCCCAGUCCCCAAGUCCCCAGUACCCCAUGCCAGUGGGCCACCCCUCACUGUGGCCUGAAACUGAGGCACAUACCAGCCUUUCCUCAGACUCACACCUAGGACCCGCCCGACCAAGCCUGGACUUCCCUGCCUCAGCCUUUGGCUUCUCCUCCUUGCAGCCUGCGCCCCCACAGCUGCCCUCACCGGCUGAACCCCGCUCGGCACCCUGUGGCUCCCUUGCCUUCUCUGGGGACCGAGCUCUGGCCCUGGUUCCAGGAACUCCAACCAGAACCCGACAUGAUGAGUACCUAGAAGUGAGCAAGGCACCCAGCCUGGAUUCCUCACUCCCCCAACUCCCAUCACCCAGCUCUCCUGGGGCCCCUCUCCUCUCCAAUCUGCCACGACCUGCCUCACCAGCCCUGUCUGAAGGGUCAUCUUCUGAGGCUACCACACCUGUCAUUUCAAGCGUGGCUGAACGCUGCUUCCCUCCAGGUCUAGAGGCUGCUGAACAGGGGUCUGGAGAAUUGGGCCCAGGAAUGGCGCCAGCUGCCCACAGCCUCUGGGACCUCACUCCUCUGAGCCCAGCACCGGUAGCUUCACUGGACUUGGCUCCAGCUCCAAGCCUGCCUGGAGACAAGGAUGACACUAUCGUGCCCUACCACCUGGAGUGCUCAGGGGAACUCACCAAGAAGCCAAGCCCCUUCGAUAGCCCCUCUGGAGAUCGCGCUGCCAAUGGCCCAGGAGAAACCAGCCCCAAGCCACCAGGGCUUGCCACAGCCAAGGCAGAAAAAGAAGAGGCCGUGGCCCGUCCUGCUUGGGAACGAGGGUCCUGGCCCGAGGGAGCUGAGAGGAGCUCCCGACCGGAUACACUUUUCUCAUCUGAACAGCCGCUGCAUCUUGGGAAGAGCUCCGGGGGUCCACCCUGCAGCCUUUCUCCUGAAGUUGAGUCUGGACCUCAGGGAUGUGCUACAGAGCCCCGCCCCCGCUGUGGAGAGCUUUCUCCGUCAUUCCUGAACCCACCUCUACCCCCAACCACAGAUGACAGUGACCUUUCAACUGAAGAAGCUCGGCUGGUAGGAAAAGGAGGGCGGCGCCGGGCAGGGAGGCCAGGGCCCACAGGGGGCCCAUGCCCUAUGGCUGACGAGACACCCCCUACAUCAGGCAGUGACUCAGGCUCCUCACAGUCAGAUUCUGAUGUCCCACCAGAGACUGAGGAGUGCCCAUCCAUUACGGCUGAAGCAGCCCUCGACUCAGAUGAAGAUGGGGACUUCCUGCCUGUAGACAAAGCUGGGGGAAUUAGUGGAACUCACCACCCCAGACCUGGCCACGACCCACCCCCAGCCCCCCAACCAGACCCCCGCCCAUCCCCUCCCCGACCGGAUGUGUGCAUGGCUGACCCGGAAGGGCUCAGCUCAGAGUCUGGGAGGGUUGAGAGACUACGCGAAAAGGGGCAGGGGCGACUAGGGCGGAGGGCCCCGGGCCGGGCCAAGCCUGCCUCUCCUGCUCGGCGUCUGGAUGUCCGGGGAAAACGGUCGCCUACCCCCGGCAAAGGGCCUGUAGAUCGAACAGCCCGGGCCCUACCCCGACCUCGCAGCACUCCAAGUCAGGUCACCUCAGCCGAAGAAAAGGAUGGACACAGCCCCAUGUCCAGAGGCUUAGUCAAUGGACUCAAGGCAGGAUCCACAGCCUCAGGCUCCAAAGGUGGUUCCGGCCCUCCCGUGUACGUAGAUCUUGCCUACAUCCCGAAUCACUGCAGCGGCAAGACUGCUGAUCUGGGAUUCUUCCGCCGAGUGCGUGCAUCCUACUAUGUGGUCAGUGGGAAUGACCCCGCCAAUGGCGAGCCAAGUCGGGCCGUGCUGGAUGCCCUGCUGGAAGGCAAGGCCCAGUGGGGGGAGAACCUUCAGGUGACUCUGAUUCCCACUCAUGACACGGAGGUGACUCGUGAGUGGUACCAGCAGACACAUGAGCAACAGCAGCAACUGAACGUCCUGGUCCUGGCGAGCAGCAGCACUGUGGUGAUGCAGGACGAGUCCUUUCCAGCCUGCAAGAUUGAGUUCUGAGAGACCCACCCUCCCUUCCCCAGGAUCCACUCCUACAGCUCAUUUAGAGAAUGGCUACUGCUGAGUCCUUUGGGGGUUGAGGGAAAUGGAGCUGGGCGGGGGCAACGUCAUGAGAGCUUGGGCUAAAUGGGAGGUUACUGUCCUUCCCCUCAUCUGUUCCUGGGGAUUUCAAGACCAAAGGUUCAUGAGGGGGGAAUACAAAACUAUGAGAGGUCAUCUGAGGCCUGAAACCCCUAGACUAAUGCCCUCUCCUAGCACUGCCAAAUGCUGGUCUUGGAUGAGGAUGGGUUUCAGAGAGCACAGUCCUCCCUCAUGGAGGAAGAUUAACAUUCCCCUCCCCCAAACCUUAUUAUUUAUUUGGCAUCCCAGAGAGGAUUGCUAAUAAUUUAUAUGCUAUAGGGAAGGCCACUGUUAGUAAGGUGCCCAGAGCUGUGCCCUUUCCUUCAUCUCCCACACCCUAGCCACCAGAGUAUAGGUUCCAGCAAGGACCUGGGGGUAUGUGGCUGCUAUAUUGUCUUAUUGCUUCCCUCAAUAGCUGAAUGUCUCAAUCCAAAACUUGAAGCUCUUUAGACCAAGAACUAGGGAGAGGAAAAGGAGCUCAUCUCUCGGCCCCCACUUCAUACCAUUUACAACCUAGGGGUGUGCCCAGACCAGGCUACCUGGGCAGCACAAAGGGCAAGGAGAGCCCCAGCCCCAAUCCCUCCAAGCUCCCUGAUCAUUUAGAGUCUUCACCUACCCCAUUCCAACAACCCUGAUUCCUCCUCAUCCCCUGCUUGGCUUCUCUGCAUGUGGUCAUUUGCUAUGGCCUGGUGUGUAAUGGGUUAAAAAUAAGCCACUGCCUGACAUUUACAUCCAACACGUUAGCCACACAUGACUCCCCAACAUUCCAGUCCUUUACCAUCCUGCAGCUGAAACGGGAACACUGGCUGCCUCUCCAAACCCCAGCUCUUGGACAGAGGUUCUGGGAGGUGGAGGCUGGUUUAGAGAACUUGGGAGGAGGGGGGGACAGGAAGGAGGAGGGGCAAGAAGAGAGGAAGAUGAGCUGUAGCUUAACUCCUCCUGAGUGACAGGAUAAGCAUUCUACUACAGGACAGGACCUCGCCCCAAGCAAGCCAGUGAGCAGCCCUGCCCGACCCUGCUGGACUGAGAAACCCAGAUGCUGAUAGCGCCUGGGGGCUUGCCUUCUCUGCCAAGCCAAUGGGAAAUCCAGUGGAGCCCACCUCAUGUUGUUCCUAGCUCCCCUUCCCCCGCUGCUGUGCUCUGCUCCUCCCCACACCUCCCUGCUACAGUUCCCGGCUGCUGUAACAGAGCCACCUCCAACGCUAACAAUAAAUCAAGUUCAUUGCA
Messenger RNA from Meriones unguiculatus (Mongolian gerbil), 10557 nucleotides. It is a transcript of the gene Map1a, whose product is annotated as microtubule associated protein 1A. The coding region runs from base 43 to 9210 and encodes 3055 amino acids. Gene Ontology annotation, biological process: regulation of microtubule depolymerization; microtubule cytoskeleton organization; axonogenesis. The record is from RefSeq and is a predicted model, not a curated record. Gene Ontology annotation, cellular component: dendrite; synapse; microtubule associated complex. NCBI's taxonomy places the organism in Eukaryota, Metazoa, Chordata, Mammalia, Rodentia, Muridae. Gene Ontology annotation, molecular function: microtubule binding; actin binding. The transcript is spliced from 7 exons.